AUGGGCUCCACGAAGCAAGGUACAUGCAAGUUACUGGGGCCUGUGUCCCUGUGCAUCCAGCUCUUGAUGGGUCUCUUGGUUGUGGCGGUGCUUUUGCUCAAAAGAAACUACGAGUAUCCCAGACGGAAGUUGAUCGUUUGGACUUACGAUACCACUAAGCAAAUAGGAGGAUCGUUUGUCAUACAUGUGUUGAAUCUCGGUAUCAGCAUAUUGAAGAAACAGAACCUGCUGGUGAGGUCUGGCGGAAGUAAAGAUAAUAAUGAACAGUGCGAUUGGUAUUUUUUAAAUCUGCUCAUGGACACCACAGUGGGGAUUCCAAUUCUAUGGUUCAGUCUACAUUUCGUUGAGAAGACGCUCUCGAUUUUCAACGUGAAGAACAUUGAAAGUGGAAAUUAUUUCAGUCGUCAUAAGAUUCAUCAUCGCCAGAAUAAGAACAGUUCUAAUGACGAUGAACACCCUCUUUUCGUUGCCUUUUGCAAACAAUUCGUCGUUUUCAUUUGCGGUCUCUGUAUGAUGAAAUUCGCAAUCUUCAUUAUUUUGAACUACUACGAGCAAUUGGCAGAAUGGUUUGCGGAUAUUGUGUUAAGCUGGGCUGAUCCGUGGCCCAAUUUUCAAGUUUUCCUCAUCAUGUUCGUAUUUCCAAUUCUAUUGAACUGCUUCCAGUACUGUUGCGUCGAUAACAUUAUCAAAUUGCACUCUUUAAAUCUGGGCAAUUUGAACAAUUUCGAGCCAAACACUUUCAUCGCUGGAGGAGACGAAGAAGACCUCAUUUGGGACCAAAGCACGGAUAGCGUCUGCUCCUCGUACCACACUCAACAAGCAAAAGACACUGCAAGGUACGGAAGCACGUCAUAA
Molecule: messenger RNA, 855 nt
Organism: Kazachstania africana CBS 2517
Lineage: Eukaryota; Fungi; Ascomycota; Saccharomycetes; Saccharomycetales; Saccharomycetaceae
Exons: 1
Coding region: 1-855 (284 amino acids)
Cellular component (GO): membrane
Source: RefSeq, a predicted model, not a curated record